GGCGACUCCAAUAGAACGAAAUGUCAUUUAGCAAACUGAGAGACCUACCAGAACCAUUUGAAACCCUGGAUGACGCUGCACCGAAAAUGGAUGAACUGAAAGUAGAGGACGACGAUCCAACCGUCGGUCCACGCUCAAGGCGUCAUUCUUCGAUUAGCGGCAGACGUAGAAAGCUCUCUACGACAGCUGGAUCGAACUCAAACAAUGAAGUCGGAUUACCACUCGAGCCAGUGAGGAGCAAAAUGAUAGGCGACAAGAGAGAAUACGCCGUCGAGCCAGAUGCAGACGAAGCUGUCAUGAUCGAGAAAUCCAAGAGAUUGGCUGCUUGGGCUGCCGUUGAUCAUUACAUCAAACCAGAACACAAUGUUAUUGCCAUAGGAUCUGGCAGUACUGUUCCAUUCGUUGUAGAGCGCAUUCUACAACAAGGCGACGACGUCAACAAGAAGAGGAAGUUCAUUCCGACGUCAUUUCAAGCAAAAGAGUUGAUCGUAGGAAAUGGUCUCACUUUGGGAGAUGUAGACCAAUACCCUAUUAUUGACGUCGAUAUUGACGGUGCAGAUGAGGUUGACGUAAACCUCAACGCUAUCAAAGGUGGUGGUGCAUGCCAUCUCAGAGAGAAAGUACUGGCAGAAGCAUCAAGGAAAUUCGUCAUUGUUGCAGACUACCGUAAGAACUCUGCUGUAUUAGGUAGCUCAUGGACACAAGGUAUACCCGUGGAAGUCGCACCUUUCGCUUACGCCAAAGUCAUCGUCAACUUGGAGAGAAUAACGGGUUGUCAAUCAGCAAAAUUACGUAUGGGCAAAGCCAAAGCAGGUCCAGUUGUUACCGACAACGGCUGUUUUGUUAUUGACGCUCAGUUCGAUGAGCAGAGGUUCAGUGAUCCUGAAUUGCUUCUCUCAAAAAUAAAGAUGCUAACUGGUAUCAUGGAAGUUGGAUUGUUCUGCGACAUGACAGACGCCGCAUACUUCGGAAAUGUAGAUGGCACGGUGACUAUUAGAAAUGCCGACGGAUCCAUUUACACGCUUAAGCAGCCAGGGGAAGAGCCAGUUCUUAUUAAGGGACCGGAGGACGAAGAGUCCGUAUGAAUGUAAAAUAGUAUAAUAACGAAAUGAAUGAAAGUUUUAUCAUUU
Molecule: messenger RNA, 1130 nt
Organism: Wallemia mellicola CBS 633.66
Lineage: Eukaryota; Fungi; Basidiomycota; Wallemiomycetes; Wallemiales; Wallemiaceae
Product: ribose 5-phosphate isomerase
Exons: 5
Coding region: 21-1085 (354 amino acids)
Biological process (GO): D-ribose metabolic process; pentose-phosphate shunt, non-oxidative branch
Cellular component (GO): intracellular membrane-bounded organelle
Molecular function (GO): ribose-5-phosphate isomerase activity
Source: RefSeq, a predicted model, not a curated record